This is a messenger RNA of Maylandia zebra (zebra mbuna), 1740 nucleotides long. It is a transcript of the gene tbc1d7, whose product is annotated as TBC1 domain family, member 7. Gene Ontology annotation, biological process: activation of GTPase activity; negative regulation of TOR signaling. Gene Ontology annotation, molecular function: GTPase activator activity. The record is from RefSeq and is a predicted model, not a curated record. Lineage: Eukaryota; Metazoa; Chordata; Actinopteri; Cichliformes; Cichlidae.
AAUUUAUCUGUAGAUUUUUUAUCUGUUUAAAUUGUUCUUAUCACUGGUUGUGAUGGCCACUUUAAUACUUUUUAGUAGUCUCUCAGAGAAUUUUUACUUUAGAGUAGUUAUGCUUUUAGCUGGUUAUCUGUUCCUAAGCUAACACUAGCUUGUUUGCUGACGUUAUGUAGCAAACAGCUGUGGGGCAGCUGUCUGAGGGUCGCGGGAGCCCGAAACGCUUUGAAACGUCAAGGCAGGAGUCUUUGUGUUCACUGUGUUUGUGUUCCAGCAAACUGCAGGGAGUCGUAAUUAACUUUUUUAGUCAGCCAAAUUAAAAACAUUUUUCUGUUUUCCCCCAAGCUGCACGUCUGGACGAGAAACUUUGUCUUAUGUCCAUGCAGGCUAAAACAGGCUAAUACUUAAAGUUUGCUUUUCUUUAGUUUGAAAUGCACAUGUUUAACUGUCCAGGCGGCACCAUGGCUGACGACCCACAGAGAAAUUUUCGCUCUGCAUACUACGAGAAAGUGGGUUUCAGAGGAGUGGAGGAGAAGAAGUCCCUGGAGAUACUACUCAAAGACAAUCCUCUGGAUUUAGAAAAGCUAAGCACCUUCAGUCAGAGGUUCCCCCUUCCUUCCAUGUACAGGAUUCAUGUGUGGAAGGUACUGCUGGGCAUCCUACCUCCACACAGUGACUCUCAUGCUCUGGUUGGGGGCUACAGGAAGGAGCAGUAUCAGGAUAUCCUGGAAGCUCUGGAAGUGAUGAGAUACAUCAACUCCUCCACACCCUCCACCCAUGUUUACUUGCGGAUGUUCCAACUGGAGAGCCAGACCCUCCCGCGAUGCUCUGAGACUUCACCCCCGGAUGAAGAGAAUGAAGACUUCCUCUCCAUCAGCCGAGCCAUGGAAGAGAUUGUAGAUGAUCCUGUUGACUGCUACUGGCUCGUCAAGUGUUUUGUCAACCAGUACCAUACAAAGUUUGGAGACUCAGUACCUCACCUUCCAAAGAGCCUGGAGCAUUAUCUGAGUCAGGAGGAACCUCGACUGCUAAACCAUCUGAAGAACAGCGGAGCCCUGCAUCAGCUACCCUACAACCUCUGGUUCAGAUGCUGCUUUGCUGGCUGCUUGCCUGAAUCCAGUCUGCAAAGGGUGUGGGACAAGGUGAUCAGUGGCUCGUGUAAGAUCCUGGUAUUUGUGGCCCUGGAGAUCCUGCUCAGCUACAAAAUUAUUUUGAUGGGCAUCAACCGGCCAGAGGGCAUGGUCAAAUUCUUGUGCAAUAUACCGCAGGAGAACACAGAUGCCAUUGUCACUAAAGCCAUUGAUUUGUGGCAUAAGUACUCCGGCACCCUGAUCCAUGCUAUAUAGCAACACGGAGCCAGACAAGGAAAAUAUCUGGAACCAGAAGUAAUCUUCUUUCCUGAAAUCCACCUGGACUCGCAAUGCUUCACUAAGACACUGCGGCACUCGCCGUCCACGGGGCUUUGUCUCUGCGUAACUGAACUGAACUGAAAACUCAUCAUGGCUGCUUUUGAUAAACCAUGGGGACCCUUUUCAUACUGUUGAUUUUCCAGGUUUCCCCUGCGACUCUGGCAAACCAUUCUGGUGAAAGAGACUUGAGUUGGUGGUGGGUUGGGGGAAAAAAACCAGACGAGGCUGUAACUUAUUAUUUUUUUAAUAAGUUUCUUUCUUUAAGAAACUGCAUACAUCAUAGAAGACUCACAAUAAAUUAAUACCCACAUGCAGGUCUUUCUGCUUUACAAAAGAA